Messenger RNA from Oncorhynchus gorbuscha (pink salmon), 2239 nucleotides. RefSeq names its product bcl-2-related ovarian killer protein homolog A-like. Gene Ontology annotation, molecular function: protein homodimerization activity; protein heterodimerization activity. The transcript is spliced from 4 exons. Gene Ontology annotation, cellular component: mitochondrial outer membrane. Gene Ontology annotation, biological process: regulation of apoptotic process; intrinsic apoptotic signaling pathway in response to DNA damage; extrinsic apoptotic signaling pathway in absence of ligand. The record is from RefSeq and is a predicted model, not a curated record. The coding region runs from base 112 to 753 and encodes 213 amino acids. NCBI's taxonomy places the organism in Eukaryota, Metazoa, Chordata, Actinopteri, Salmoniformes, Salmonidae.
CUGGUGACAGAGAGGACCAUAAACGGCGAUCGAGGUGGAGGCGCAGGCGGAUUAGUGCCAGCGCCAGGCAGGCGGGUUGUUUGUGAUUAACUGCUGCUGGGGGACUGGGGUAUGGAGAUGUUGCGUCGCUCCUCAGUAUUCGCGGCAGAAGUGAUGGAAGUAUUUGACCGAUCCCCCACAGACAAGGAGCUGGUGUCACAGGCGAAGGCGCUAUGCAGGGAUUUCAUCCAUUCCAGGCUGAACAGGACCGGGAUUGGGUGGUCGAAGGCCGAGCAUCAGCUGUCGGCAUCAGGUGGGACGCUUGGAGAGAUCUCCUCUGUCCUCAUGUGGUUAGGUGAUGAGUUGGAGUACCUGCGGCCCAACAUCUACCGUAACGUAGCUCGUCAGCUGAACAUCACCGUUGCGUCUGAGAGCGUGGUGUCUGACGCCUUCCUGGCUGUGGCUGCAGAGAUCUUCUCCACCGGUAUAACGUGGGGGAAGGUGGUGUCCCUGUAUGCGGUAGCCGGUGCCCUGGCGGUGGACUGCGUGAGGCAUGGUCACCCAGCCAUGGUCCACACCAUCGUAGACUGCAUGGGGGAGUUUGUCCGCAAGAGCCUGGUCUCCUGGAUGAAGAGGAGAGGAGGCUGGGCUGAUAUCACAAAGUGUGUGGUGAACACGGACCCCAGCUUCCGCUCCCAUUGGUUGGUGUCUGCGACCUGCGCCUGUGGACAUUACCUGAAGGCCAUGUUGUUUUACCUGCUCCGGGACAAGUGACGACGGAGGACGAGUUGAAUCACGGCCACACGAUGGACAAUCUGCCCCAUCCGCCAGUGUAGGACAGCAGAGCCUUAUCCUGGUCCCAGAUCUGUUCGAGCUCCUGACAACUCUAUUGCUGUCGUUGUCAAGCUAAACAAUUUUUUUUUGUGUGUGUUUUAGAUCAAGGAGUUUGUCAGGACAAAAGUGAGUGACAAGGAGUUGUCAUGACAGCCCAAACAGACUGGCACUCGGCCAACCGGCGUCUGUCUGAAGAGGCAGCCAUCCCUCCUCUAGAGUUCUAGAUGUGUUGUUUGUUUACACCUGCAGACGUUUGCACUGAAUCUGACGAGCACCUCGGGCCUCUUCACAAACAAAUUAAACAAACGCACCGGCAUUGGAACAAUCACCGUGAAUGAGCUUGUUAAGCCACGUCUGCUUUGAAUUUAGGUGUUACGAUUUAGCUCAGUAUUAUUGUGACGUAUCAUGUACAGAUUGUCCAGCCGUAUUGUGAGGUAGUAGCCUAUAUACAUACUGAUCCAUAGCGUUAACAGUUGACUUGAAUGGGAAUUCCCAUUCUAGUUAUUCUAUAUCUAGAUCUCUGUUUUUCUAUAGCUCUCUCUCUUGUCACAUUCCUUGCUUUCUUUAUGCUCACAUAGACUGGUUAACUGACAACGUCACACACACACACACACACACACACACACACACACACACACACACACACACACACACACACACACACACACACACACACACACACACACACACACACACACACACACACACACACACACACACACACACACACAAAACACGCACCCCCUUCUAAGAGGCAGAAGGACGUGUGUUGUGAUGGCCAGAUAGCUGGCAACAAUGAAAAUAAACUGCCAUGUAAGUGGCUCGUUUUGAUCUUGUUCUUGAUACCAUGUCUUGUUUUGAGGUGAUGUUACAUCUAUGCUAAUUUGACUAAUAUUUGCUAGCUAGCGGGCUAACCAACAACUGUAACGAUGUAUUUGAGAGACAACAAGUCCUCAUUGUGCAACUAUAGUUUACAUGUUGUUAACCAUCUAAGCCAACCUUGUCUGUUUUGACCCACAGUUGUGCAUGCAUUGAUUUCAUUGCUAAGCAACCAACCCGUCAUUUACUCCUGGGAAAAUAUUCAAUUUAGAGCAAUGGAAUAUUUGUAUAAAUUUGAGUUUCAUUUAUGCACAUACUGUAUGUGAAGUGACGUGUGGAUAUGGCCCGGACAGAGUGGGAGAAUCUCAAUUGCGAUUUCCCUUGAUUCCUCGAGUCCCCUCUCAUCACCUACUCAAAACCCAUUGGAUGAGCAAGUUAGUGUGUGUGCGUCUGAAAGUUAAAAUCCCAUUCAGACAUUGUUUUGUGCCUGUUUUAUUCCACAAGUUAUUUUAAUUUCAUGAAUAACUUUCACAGUAGCUUACAUAUGAUUAUAUUUGGCAUGCAACACUGAGUGUCAUUUCAGAAAAUAAAAUGUUUUAUACUUCAA